CAGAUCGAAUCAAACAGAAUCAAAAUUCACGAUUCGCAUACCCGAAGCUGAAGCUCUCUCCUCCGCAGCUUCGUCUCAUCUCUCCUCCGCAGCUUCGUCUCGUCUCUUCGUGCCGUCUUCGGAUUGGAGGUUCCAACCGGGAGAGAACUUUCCCGAGAUAGAGAGAGAGAGAGAAGAGAGAAACACUCUGACCUCUCAAACGCUUACGCGUAUCAACAAGAAACGCCUCUUCCUCCUGACCCUAAUUAAGACACGGUAUAAUGGUGCUCUAACCAACCUUUGUAAAAUUCUAAAAAAAUGCUCAUUAAUAAUAUAUUUCGGCCCAUUAAUUAUUUCAGAACCAAACCCUAAUUCCCAUUUCAUCUCACUACGAAAUAAGCAUCAAACAAAGUUGGGAAUGAUCCGAAGAGACGACGACAAUGUCUAGAGCUCCGUAUGAUUGGUCCAAACUUUCCACCGAUCUUCUGCGAUCGAUCCUCGAAAGCUUACACCCUAAAGAUUUUCAUAGGGCAAGAACUGUCUGCUCAAGCUGGUACUCUGUCUCCACAACAUGUAUACGACCUCUCUAUCCAUGGCGAAUCCUAUUCCGUAAGUCUUCUACUCUGUUAUUCGAUCCCCAACAAGACAAAACUAUCGAAACCGAACACCCGGGAACCGACUUCUCGAAACACUGUCUCAUGGCUAGUUCCAGCAACUGGCUCUUGAUCAUUGAUCCUCGUCUAGAUUUGUAUCUUUUGAAUGUGUUCACUCGCGAAAGGAUCAAUCUUCCAUCGAUGGAGUCAUUGCUUCUACGUAACACAACCUCUUCGAAUAUAUCUGCUUGUCUUUGGAUGAACGAGAGAACAAGGGAUUAUGUUGUAGCCUGGAGUUACAAAGAACACUACUUGUUCUCGUACAAGAAAGGAGAUGAUUCCUGGUGUGAGCAUAAAGGCACACGGUGUAAGUCCUUGGCGUAUAAGAACAACAAGCUUUACGUGUACACAUCUGAUGAUUACGUCAAGAUUCUUGAUUUAUCUGGAGAUUCCCCUAAUGAGAUCGUGGAAGGGAACCCUUAUCGUAAUCAUAGGUUUCACUUUGUUUUGCAACCUGGGGAACAUGUGUGGAAGAAGAAAGUAGCGAUUACGAACUCCGGAGAGGUUUUGAUUGUUCUGAGCUUAAGAGGGUUACAUGAGCAACGUUUGCUUUGCAUCUUUAAGAUGAAUGUCGAAAGUGGUAACUGGGAAAGAGUUGAUUCUCUUGGUGGUGAGAUGUUGAUGUUUGGUUAUGGAGUCACAAUAAGAUCUCCGAUCAAAGAGAUUGACGGUCAGGGAAUCAAGAGUGAUUCAAUCUGUUUCAUUGAUUAUGAUCUUUGGCCUGCUGCAGGUUAUUUUCGUCCCAACAGACAAAUUUAUUGCGGUAUUUUCGAUCUUGCGUCGAGUACAAUCACAUGGCCUAAAAUAUCAGAUGCUUCAGUCUUGAAGAGCUUCUGGUUUGUUCCGGGAUAUGCUUAAGUCUUGGUCUGAAGAAUGGUUUCAACUUACGGUCUAGUCUUUAAAAAGACUCAGCAGCUAAACAAUGGGCUUCUCUUUUGUCUCGCUACUUUGUGGGUUUGAUUCUAGGUACGAGUUUGUUCAAGCACUUUGAUGCUUGUAGACUUUUAUUGAAUCGUUUUUAUAUUUGAUGCAAGUUUCAUCAACAAUGUGUUUGUUUGACCUUUUUCAAACAAUGUGUCGUUUUUAUAUUUGCGGGUUUAUCAUUUGUUUAUGUAAGGAAAACAUGCGGCUUAGUCAUUGGUUGCAAGAAAACUUUUCAUUUUA
This is a messenger RNA of Brassica oleracea var. oleracea, 1796 nucleotides long. Its product is annotated as putative F-box protein At2g33200. Gene Ontology annotation, molecular function: protein binding. Lineage: Eukaryota; Viridiplantae; Streptophyta; Magnoliopsida; Brassicales; Brassicaceae. The transcript has a single exon. The record is from RefSeq and is a predicted model, not a curated record. The coding region runs from base 420 to 1490 and encodes 356 amino acids.